AUGUCACAACCCUCCUGGUUCGAGAUACCGGCUGAGUCGGACUUCUCCCUUGCAAAUCUGCCGUUUGGCGUUAUCAGCCAUGCCGGACUUGCCCAACCGCAUCCUGCAGUGGCCAUUGGGAACCAUGCGUUGGAUUUGUCAAUAUUUGCUGAUGCGGGGGGUUUCUCUAAGCUCUCGGAAAUCCAGCCGCAUCUAAAUGUCUUUAAGCAAGAAACCUUGAAUGGGUUUGCGGCACUGGGAAGGCCCUUCCACAGAAAGGUGCGCGAGUACCUUCGCAGCUUGUUUCUGGAAGGCACACCGUAUCCGGACCUGUUACGCGAUAACCAAAAGCUUCGCCGAGACAGUCUGAUACCAUUGGCCAAGGUUUCCAAUAGGUUGCCUAUCCAAAUAGGAGACUAUACCGACUUCUACGCGGGGAAGAAUCAUGCAUAUAAUGUUGGUGUGCUCUUCCGGGGCCCGGCGAACGCAUUGCAACCAAACUAUACCAACCUUCCCGUAGCCUAUCACGGGCGCGCAUCAUCUGUGGUGAUUUCAGGGACACCGAUCCGGAGGCCAUGGGGCCAAAUCCUGGACGCAGACAAGAACCCCACCUAUCAGCCUUGCAAGCGGUUAGACAUUGAGCUAGAACUUGGCGUGUUGAUGUGCAAGAGCAACAUCAUGGGCUCUCCUGUACCUAUUGCGAGGGCAGAGGACCAUAUCUUUGGCUACGUCUUGAUGAACGACUGGUCAGCGCGCGAUAUCCAGGCGUGGGAGUAUGUACCUCUGGGGCCCUUCAACUCCAAGAACUUUGGUACUACAAUCAGCGCCUGGGUGGUUCUCGCAGACGCUCUGGAACCAUUCCGAACAGAAGGUAUCAAGAAUGAUACUCAACUGCAGUCUUAUUUGCAGCCACUAACCUCCCGGGACGCUUUUGACAUCAAUCUCGAGGUUGAUAUUCGAGAAAACCAAAACGUAUCAACCGUCACCAAGACAAAUGCCAAGAACCUACUAUGGUCCUUCCCUCAGAUGGUUGCUCAUCAUACUGUAGCGGGUUGCCCGCUGAAUGUGGGGGACCUCUUUGGGUCGGGUACCAUAAGUGGCACAGAAGCAGGUAGCCAGGGAAGUUUACUAGAGGUCACGGAGGGCGGAAAGACGCCCGUAAAACUAAGUAGUGGCGCUGAAAGGGUGUUCUUAGCUGAUGGUGACGAGAUUACGAUCAGGGGCUGGUCGGAGAAAGACGGGACAAGAGUUGGCUUUGGCAGUUGUACCGGCCAGAUUCUUGAAGCAUGGAAGACUGGCUAUGAGCAAUAG
Messenger RNA from Neoarthrinium moseri, 1290 nucleotides. RefSeq lists its product as uncharacterized. Gene Ontology annotation, biological process: L-phenylalanine catabolic process; homogentisate catabolic process; L-tyrosine catabolic process. Gene Ontology annotation, molecular function: fumarylacetoacetase activity. The transcript is spliced from 2 exons. Lineage: Eukaryota; Fungi; Ascomycota; Sordariomycetes; Amphisphaeriales; Apiosporaceae. The record is from RefSeq and is a predicted model, not a curated record. Bases 1 to 1290 code for a protein of 429 amino acids.